AUGGCAGCCGUGAAGCGCCAGAGCGUGGCCAAGCCACCCUUCACCAUCGGCACCCUGCGCAAGGCCAUCCCUGCCCAUUGCUUCGAGCGAUCAGCUCUGCACAGCGCAGCCUAUCUGAUGGUGGAUGUGGCCCUGGUCGCGGCUCUGUAUGUGGCGUCGACGUACAUCGACCCCGCCCCUCUGCCGACCUGGUUAAAGUACACCUUCCUCUGGCCCACGUACUGGUUCUUCCAGGGCGCGGUCGGCACGGGCAUCUGGGUGAUCGCCCACGAGUGCGGCCAUCAGGCCUUCUCCACGUCCCAGACCAUCAAUGACGGAGUUGGGCUGGUGUUCCACUCCCUCCUCCUGGUCCCCUACUACUCGUGGAAGCACAGCCACCGUCGGCACCACUCCAACACGGGGUGCGUGGACAAGGACGAGGUGUUUGUGCCCGCCCAGCGCGAGGAGCCCCAUGAGGGCUUUGAGUGGGAGCAGACCGCCCCCGCCCGCCUUGCCCACAUCGCGGUGGCCCUGCUCCUGGGCUGGCCCCUGUACCUGGCCUUCAACGCCUCCUCCCGCCCCUACCCCCGCUUCGCCAACCACUUCGACCCCUGGUCGCCCAUCUUCUCCAAGCGCGAGCGCGCAGAGGUGGCGCUGUCCGACGCCGCGCUGGUGGCGGUGGUGUCGGGCCUGGGGCUGCUGGCCCGCUCCUUCGGCACCGCCUGGCUGGUCAAGACCUACGUCGUCCCCUACUUUGUGGUCAACGCCUGGCUGGUCACCAUCACCCUGCUCCAGCACACCCACCCCGCCCUGCCCCACUACUACGAGAAGGACUGGGACUGGCUGCGCGGGGCCAUGGCCACCGUGGAUCGCUCUAUGGGCCCCCCCUUCCUGGACGUCUUCUUCCACCACAUCUCUGACACCCACGUCUGCCACCACCUCUUCAGCCAGAUCCCGCACUACCAUGCCCAGGAGGCGACGGCGGCGAUCAAGCCCAUCCUGAAGGAGUACUACCAGAAGGACGAUCGGUGGGUGGGACGCGCUGUGUGGGAGGACUACAGCGCGUGCCGCUACGUCGCCCCGGACACCAAGGAGGACGACUCUGCGCUCUGGUUCCGCAAGUGA
Molecule: messenger RNA, 1104 nt
Organism: Auxenochlorella protothecoides
Lineage: Eukaryota; Viridiplantae; Chlorophyta; Trebouxiophyceae; Chlorellales; Chlorellaceae
Product: Omega-6 fatty acid desaturase, endoplasmic reticulum isozyme 2
Exons: 4
Coding region: 1-1104 (367 amino acids)
Biological process (GO): lipid metabolic process
Molecular function (GO): oxidoreductase activity
Source: RefSeq, a predicted model, not a curated record